AAGUUCGGUGAACUCAGUGAUGUCAUUAACUAUCUGUCAUCACUUGCGUGUUACGUGAACAAUGCCUUUGAUAGUGGAUACUUUCCGAACAACGUGAUCACCCGCACUGUUAUCGAACAUAUUGGCGAUGUAAAUAAUAAUGGCUUUAUAUGUGCCACGCAAGCUGUCCUGCCGAAACUCUCUGAGGCGGCCUAUAUAUGGAAGCCCUUCCUUAUUAACAUAAGUUAUCUCGACUUUUUGUUCAACCAUCCGGAUGCUUUUGUGUCUGAUAUCAGCCAAUGGUGCCUCACUAAGGUACCACCCUGCAAACCCUUUGUGCCAUUAGCGGAUGUCUUUGCUGCUGCGGCCCUCGACAUGCUAGGAGUUGAGGAGAUUGGUUGUGGCUACUUUUAUCAUGCUGUACUGAGAGUAAUUACGGCUCCAUCGCCUGCAAGACGCACAGAGCUCUGUGACCACACCGCUGUUCUCACAGUCACGACAGAAUUCUGCUGUCUCCGUCACAAUAUGGGCUGGUUUGCGGUGAUUUUUGGUCUUGCAGUGGUAUCUCCCCUAAUACUAAUCACCUACGUACUUUUGUCUGUGUUCUUUAAAUAUACUUUUGGCAAAUGGCUGUACUCUAAACGAAAGGAGCUGAGGUCAGCCGGUGAAUGGGCUGUCGUUACGGGCGCAGCUGGCGGCAUUGGCCUGGCCUUCUGCAAGGAACUCGCCAAGGAGGGACUUAAGAUCUUCAUGGUGGAUGGGAAGGGGCCAAAACUAAAGUCUGCCGCCAAAGAAGUGGAGGAGGCAUUUGGUGUAGAAACACGAAUCCUAGAACUGGAUCCGCCACACUCGGUAGGUUUCGGUGUGCGCUUGCAGACGUACCUACCCUGUCUCAUCUCCACUGAGUUCUCCAGAGUGCCACCCAGCAAUCCCUUUGUGCCGUCAGCAGAUAUCUUCGCGGCUGCAGCCCUGGACAUGCUAGGAGUUGAGAAGACUAGUUGCGGCUACUUUUACCAUGCUUUACAGUACGCGUUCCCUGAUCUUCCUCAGAUGCUUUGCAGGUUUUCUGGAGGUGCCAGUGACAUCCAAAUGCCACAAUACUACUCAACGGCGAUGGAACUCUUAUAA
Molecule: messenger RNA, 1107 nt
Organism: Dibothriocephalus latus
Lineage: Eukaryota; Metazoa; Platyhelminthes; Cestoda; Diphyllobothriidea; Diphyllobothriidae
Source: the annotation of a GenBank genome assembly